Olea europaea var. sylvestris is the source of this 517-nucleotide messenger RNA. RefSeq lists its product as uncharacterized. Bases 137 to 493 code for a protein of 118 amino acids. The record is from RefSeq and is a predicted model, not a curated record. NCBI's taxonomy places the organism in Eukaryota, Viridiplantae, Streptophyta, Magnoliopsida, Lamiales, Oleaceae. The transcript has 2 exons.
ACGGACUUGGACUUGAACCUGGACCAUAACUGUUCUCUUCAUAUCCUUCCAAGUUUCUGCCUACUUUUUUUUCUACACUUCUUAUUCAGUCUUUGCUGUGAUUUUCUUGACAAAUUAUAACUGAAGGUGUUCAACAAUGGUGGAUCAGCAGACUGUGUGUUGUAUGUGCGGAGAUGUGGGCUUUCCCGACAAGCUCUUCCGCUGCAUCAACUGCCGCAACCGCUUCCAGCACUCGUAUUGCAGCAACUAUUACAGAGAAUUGGCUGACCCUAUUGAAGUUUGCGACUGGUGUCAAAGCGAGGGAAGAAAUUCGAAGCACGGAAAUUCUUCAAGCAAAUCUAUGCGUACAGAUGAGGUACGAUCAGCGUACUCGAGCGGCAAAAUCAAGCACGAUCGGGAAGAGAGAACGGAGAAGGUCGGAAAGAGCCCGACUAGUACGCCUUCGCCCCGGACUGCCACACGCAGGUACAAGCUUCUCAAGGAUGUAAUGUGAUGAAAAAAAAAAAAAAUAAAUAAA